AAAUAUUCGAUACUGUCAAUAUAUUUUUCAGUGCGUUUUGUCGUACAGUGCAGUGCCGUAUCGAAAAUUAGUAUAGGGGUAAAAUUUAUAUACUUUGCGCGUCGGUCGGGUCAGUCAGUCGGUCUGCAUUCUGCCUAUGUGUCUUUCUGGUGGCACGUGCGAUACAUGGAUUGGUCGUUGUCAUCGAUGUAUUUUUUAUGAUUGAUUUUGAUAUUAUAUCGAAUAAAUGAAAUGAUGUGGAAUUUUUUCCUUGCAUUAUUGUUGCUCAUUGGCUUGAGCAAUGCCAAUACCGAUAGAAGAAUAAACAAGUAUGUCACUACUCAAAUAAAUGCAAAAUGGAGUGAGACUCCGAUAAUCCUAGAAGUGGCGGAGUAUCUCAAUGAUGAGAAUCCCAAUGAUUUUUGGAAAUUUGUAGAUGAUGUCGUUGAUGCGGAGGAUGUACUUAUUUCAGGGACAGACAAAGAACGAUAUGAGAAAUCAAUUGGAUUGGCCAGUAACUUUCUCAGUUCAAUGGAAUUAUCAGUCCUCAAACUUGCUCUUUCUUUGCGUAUUUAUUCUGCCAAGGUUGAAAUGUUUUCACAAAUGGCUCAGAAUAAAAAUGCUUCUCGUUUGGACUGCAGCGCUUUUGUUGAUAUCAAUGGCAAAUUCACGUGUAGUGUUGACGAUGUUGAAACACUUAUUGAACAGGAUGACUGGGUAUCUUCAAACACAUAUACUCUUGACCAUUAUUACCCUGGAACGCAACAGUCCUCGAAGCAUGUUGUUCUUUACGGACAACUAGGAACACCAGAAUUCAGAGAGUUCCAUAAAAAAUUGAAGGUCCUCGCAGAAUCAAAAAAAAUCAGUUACAUUUUGAGACAUUACGUAAAGGAUCGUCCAAACCGUAAGCUGCGUUUAUCGGGCUAUGGUGUCGAGUUGCAAAUGAAAUCAACUGAAUACAAAGCGACCGAUGACUCGGAUAUCAAAGAAACUGGAAAGAGAUCUGAGACACUGAAUGAGGGUGUCGAAGAGAUCGAUGGGAUCAAUUUUGCAGUUCUCAAAAAACUUUACCCUGACAAACAUACAGAACUCGAUAAACUCCAGAAUCACCUGUUGGAAACGAGUCAUGAAAUUGGCGCUCUCAAAGUUUGGCAAUUUCAGGAAUUGAGUCAUCAAGCUGCAGAAAGAAUAUUGAGUUCUUCACCUACGGACGCUCUCAAUGUACUGACAGACAUAGCUCAAAACUUUCCGAUCCAAGCAAAAUCUCUCAUACGUACCAAAGUCAGCAAUGAAAUGAAAAAAGAGAUGAAACACAAUCAGGAUAUCUUUUUUGGCAGCUUGCACAUUCAACCCACCGAUACUGCCCUAUUUAUUAAUGGACUCUUCUUUGAUCUUGACUCGGUUGAUGUUCUUUCGCUGUUGGAAUCUUUGCGCAGUGAACUCAGAGUUAUGGAAGCUCUUCAUAAAAUAGGAUUCAGCAACAAAAAAAUGGACAAAUUGUUAGCUCUCGAUCUCUCGGGUGAUUCUGACAGCCAAGAUUUCGCCAUCGACAUAACGGAUUCGGCAAUAACGUGGGUCAACGACAUAGAAAGAGAUCCUGAAUAUAGCAAAUGGUCUCCCGCGCUCCCAGGCCUUUUGCGCCCAACUUUCCCUGGAAUGCUACGAAAUAUUCGUCGUAAUUUGUACAAUUUGGUCAUUAUAAUCGAUCCGACAAACGAAUCAUCGAAACCUUGUAUAAGCUUCGUCGAAACACUUUUCUCCAUUCAUUUGACAUCGUUGCGCGUCGGAUUCGUUUUCGUUACGAACUAUGACACGUCGGAAACUGGCUUAACCGAUCCCACCGUCGCUAUUAACAACGCAUAUCACUACUUUGCUUUGUCCAAAGGUCCUAAGAAAGCUUUGUACUUCUUGCAAGAAUUGAGCAAAUACAUGGGUCCUGACGGGACCGACGUGGAGUCCGUAAAGAAAGCAAUAAAAGCACGAGAUCCUUCAGCGGAUAUAAAUUAUAUUCUCGGUGAAGAAUCGGAAUACGAUAUUGGUCGGUCUUUUGCAAGUGAUUUCGUCAAGCGUACGGGAUUCAAAAAGUUUCCUCAAGCAUUGUUGAACGGUGUACCUUUGCCAACUUUCGAUCUCGAUGCUGACUCUUUCAAGGAAACUGUUUUUGCUGCUGCUAUCGCUCAAACUCCCCAGUUUCAAAAAGCUGUUUAUACUCGCGAAAUCACCGACGACGACGAUGUUAUUGAGUAUCUUAUGAAACAGCCGAACGUCAUGCCCAGAUUGAACGAGAGAGUUCUUCAAACUGAGAAGAACAAAUGGUUAAAUUUGAUCGGUACCGUGCCGAACAACGAGGACUAUAAGAGCUGGAAUCCGCAGGACAUGGCAGCGUGGUUGAUGGCGAAAACCAACUAUUUGUCGGUUCCACGAAGAACGAGCGUCCGACAUUUGUAUUCAUUUUGGAUAGUCGUUGACCUCGAGACUGAAGCUGGUAGAAAAUUGUUGCGAGAGGCGCUCGAAUAUUUGGGAACCAACACCGACGUGAGACUGAGCGUAAUUGUUAACAGUGAAGAAAAUUCUGAUCCCGAUGCGAAUGUGAUUAACAAAAUAGCCCUGGCCACGCUGUAUACACUUUCCGGCGAAAAAGGCAUAAAGUACAUGAAUAAUCUGAUGAACGAAGAAACUGUGAAGCUGAUCAGAAAUGGCGAAUUUGUUAUUGAAGAAGAUAUUAAGAGUUUGAUGCAAACUCAAGGUUUUACUUUGGAUUUCCAUCGACAUUACGUGAAGAAUGUACUCGGAGUUAAGAAGGAAGACAGAGUGGUCAUUUGCAAUGGCCGUGUCCUCGGUCCGUUGGAUGAGGAUGAAGAAUUUACGAGCGAAGAUUUUGCUCUUCUCGAAAGAUUUAGUCAAAGCACGUACGGCGACAAAUUGCUUACGAAUUUGAUGAGACUCCAAACUAUCGACGACGACGAUGAUUAUGAGAAAAGUGAAGUAUCAGAUGACAUGAUAAUGCAAAUAUCAUCGCUUCUCGUUCCAAGACCCCAGACACGGAGUCGGUACGAAGUUCCAUUCCGCAGCGACGAGUACAGCUCGGUGAAAAUUCCAGCUCCGAAUCCCGACGAGGUUGCGUUCAAUAUUAUGGCAAUAGUCGAUCCGGUAUCGCGCGGUGCUCAAAAGCUCGGCCCUAUACUGACAACCCUUCAAAAAUCUCUGAACUGCAACAUCAAAGUAUUCCUCAAUUGUGUCGAGAAGAACAGUGACAUGCCGUUGAAGAGUUUCUAUCGUUUCGUUCUUGAGCCGGAGCUACAAUUUUCUUCCGAUGGACAAUUGUCCGGAGCAUUAGCGAAAUUCACGAAACUACCAACGUCCUCGUUGCUCACGCAGUACAUACAUGCCCCAGAAAAUUGGUUGGUCGAGGUCGUCAAGAGCGUUUACGAUCUCGAUAAUAUAAAACUGGACAACGUCGCGAUUGGAGUUCACAGUGAAUUUGAGUUGGAACAUUUGUUGCUCGAAGGACACUGCUUCGAAGCUUUGACGGGAAAUCCACCGAGAGGAUUGCAAAUAACACUUGGCAGCGAAAGCCAACCGGUCAUGGUCGACACGAUCGUAAUGGCUAAUCUCGGAUAUUUCCAACUUAAAGCGAAUCCCGGAGAAUGGCUUUUGCGAUUGCGACAAGGAAGAUCCGCUGAAAUUUACGACAUAAUCAGCGUCGGUGGACAAGACGUCGUUCAAAAUGGCAACGAGGUCAAAGUUCUUCUAAGCACUCUUCGCAGUCAUGUUCUCAAGCUCAAAGUUUCGAAGAAACCGGACAAAGCUGACAUGGACUUACUGUGGGAAGACGAAAAGAGCUCGGGAUUGUGGGACUCGAUCUCAAGCUUUUCCAAUUUUUGGACCUUCACGAAUGCUGAUGAGGCUGGAGAAUCGGAAGAAAAACUCAACAUUUUCUCUCUUGCCUCCGGACAUUUGUACGAGAGAUUCAUCAAAAUAAUGAUGCUCAGCGUCAUAAAACAUACCAAGACACCUGUCAAAUUCUGGUUCCUCAAAAAUUAUUUGUCACCGACCUUGAAGAAUUUCUUACCCCAAAUGGCCAAAGAAUAUGGUUUCGAGUACGAGCUUGUCGAAUACAAAUGGCCCAGAUGGCUCCAUCAACAAACCGAGAAGCAACGAACGAUUUGGGGAUACAAAAUUCUUUUCCUCGAUGUUCUGUUUCCCCUGGAUGUCAAGAAAAUUAUUUUCGUCGACGCUGAUCAGGUUGUUCGAGCUGAUCUCAAAGAGCUUGCUCGUCUCGAUCUUGAGGGUGCUCCCUACGCUUAUCCGCCAUUCUGUGACAGCCGAACCGAAAUGGAUGGUUUCAGAUUUUGGCGACAAGGUUAUUGGAGAAAUCAUCUUCAAGGACGUAAUUAUCACAUCAGCGCCCUUUACGUCGUUGAUUUGAAGCGUUUCCGUCGCAUUGCUGCGGGCGAUCGUUUGAGAGGACAAUAUCAAGCUCUUAGUCAGGAUCCGAACAGUCUCUCUAAUCUUGAUCAAGAUUUACCGAAUAACAUGAUUCAUCAAGUUGCGAUAAAAACUUUGCCACAAGAGUGGCUGUGGUGUGAGACUUGGUGUGAUGACAGAUCCAAGAAAUACGCUAAAACUAUUGACUUGUGUAACAAUCCAAUGACGAAGGAAGCGAAACUACAAGCAGCUAUGCGAAUAUUGCCUGAAUGGAAGGAUUAUGACGAGGAGAUCAAAACCUUGCAACAGAGGCUUGAGAACGAGACUAGGCAAUUGGAGAAAGAUGAGAAAGACUCAGAUGACGCUCCGAAGCACGAAGAGCUGUGAAAGAUUUCUCAUCGUCCCAAAAUGGAAGAAAUUUUUUUACCACUAAACUGUACAAAAAAAUUUUUUAUAACGUUCACUUUUUUGUGCUGCAAACUUUUUGCUGUUGGACAAAAUUUGAGAGGAAGAGAGUCAAGUGAUAAAAAUGGCUGGUUAAAAAUGAAUGUAAUUUAGAUGGAAAAUCCUUCUAUCCGGAUCUGUUCCGGUUCAACUUGAAUUAAUUAAUUGAUGCCAUCAGCAAAUUUAUCUACAUCAAUCACUAGCUCAAAAAAAAAAAUCAAAUUUAUCUGUUAAUUCAUUCCAUCGACGGCGGUAACGAGCGAAUAGAUUUUUUGACAGAAUUGCUCGUGCGUCCUUACUGUGGAACAAGUUCUCGACCAUGUAUGUCAGCAGGAUUAGUUUUUCUAAUGAAUAAAUAUUACUUGGAGUUUGACGAGUAAUCGUGAAAAUCGAA
Venturia canescens is the source of this 5245-nucleotide messenger RNA. It is a transcript of the gene Uggt, whose product is annotated as UDP-glucose-glycoprotein glucosyltransferase. Gene Ontology annotation, molecular function: UDP-glucose:glycoprotein glucosyltransferase activity. The coding region runs from base 232 to 4794 and encodes 1520 amino acids. The record is from RefSeq and is a predicted model, not a curated record. Gene Ontology annotation, cellular component: endoplasmic reticulum. The transcript is spliced from 18 exons. Lineage: Eukaryota; Metazoa; Arthropoda; Insecta; Hymenoptera; Ichneumonidae.